UUCGUUAGUGGAAAUAUUUCUUUUUUUAAUGUUAAUUUUCAUUAUUUCAUUUUUGUUCAUUCCAAUAACCUUGAGUUGCACUCCACAGUGUACACGACAUGGAUGAAGCAACAUGGAGGUGUGAUCGUUAACAUUAUUGCUGACAUGUGGAAAGGCUUUCCGGGCAUGGCCCACACAGGCGCAGCCAGAGCAGCAGUGGAUAACUUAACAAAGAGCCUGGCCAUUGAGUGGGCUGCCUCAGGUGUCCGAGUCAACGCUGUUGCCCCGGGCACAAUUUUCUCUAAAUCGGCAAUGGAGAACUACAAGGAGCUCGGACCAACCCUUUUCAAGAUGUCUGUCACUUUUAGUCCUGCAAAGAGACUUGGAGUACCAGAAGAGAUUUCAUCUGCAGUUUGUUUCCUGCUCUCUCCUGCCGCCUCCUACAUUUCUGGAGCCACACUGAAGGUUGAUGCAGGGCAGAGUCUGUACCACUCCAUGUGGGAGAUACCCAAUCAUAGUUCGUGGCCCGAAAGUCCAGAUGGGGAAAACCUGGAUGCACUCAAGGACUUACUCAAUCCCCAAAGCAAGCUAUAACUCAUUCGUCCCACGAUGAUACCACAAAAACAUGUCAUCAUCAAAUACAAUACUGUCUGAUUUAGACAAAACACAGAUAUGCUAUGAAUAUACAAUUGUGGGGUUUCUUGUAAUACUGGAAACGUUUGAAUGUGAAUAACUAAUUAUCUGUGACAAUUACGAUAAUGUGUAACAUGUUGUACAUGUUAAAUAAAUGUAAUUACUGUUUCUAGAUGA
This is a messenger RNA of Hippocampus comes (tiger tail seahorse), 789 nucleotides long. RefSeq names its product peroxisomal trans-2-enoyl-CoA reductase-like. Lineage: Eukaryota; Metazoa; Chordata; Actinopteri; Syngnathiformes; Syngnathidae. The transcript is spliced from 5 exons. The record is from RefSeq and is a predicted model, not a curated record. Gene Ontology annotation, molecular function: trans-2-enoyl-CoA reductase (NADPH) activity. The annotation marks the transcript as partial. Gene Ontology annotation, cellular component: peroxisome. Gene Ontology annotation, biological process: phytol metabolic process.